This is a messenger RNA of Candidozyma haemuli, 753 nucleotides long. Its product is annotated as 3-oxoacyl-[acyl-carrier-protein] reductase (NADPH). NCBI's taxonomy places the organism in Eukaryota, Fungi, Ascomycota, Pichiomycetes, Serinales, Metschnikowiaceae. Gene Ontology annotation, molecular function: oxidoreductase activity, acting on the CH-OH group of donors, NAD or NADP as acceptor. The record is from RefSeq and is a predicted model, not a curated record. The transcript has a single exon. Bases 1 to 753 code for a protein of 250 amino acids.
AUGCUUGCUGGAAGACGUGCUAUAGUCACUGGAGCCUCUAGAGGCAUUGGAUUGAGUAUCUCCAAGUCGCUAGCUGAAUUGGGUGCUUCGGUUACUUUGCUAGCCAGAGACUCGGACGCUUUGUAUGAUAACAUCAGGAACUUGGCCAAACCUGAGAACCAGGAACAUAAGUUCGUUUCUUAUAACCUUUUGGACUUGGCUCGUGGCAAGGAACCUGAAAACCAUGGAUUUUUGAUUGAAGCUUUGAAUGAAUCGUCUAUUCUUGUCAAUUGCGCUGGCACGACCACUAAUACCCUUUUGGCUAGAGCCCCUGAGCUGACAAUAGUUGAUACCCUAGGCACUAACCUUGUUGCACCAGUUAUACUUAGCAAGUUGGCCAUCAAACCAUUUACGAAGAUCGCUAAACUGCAAGAACAGAAACCUGUCAUUGUCAAUGUCUCCUCGGUGCUUUCAUUCACUGGACUUACCAGUCCAGGCACUACAGUGUACGCAGCCCUGAAAGCUGGUCUUUUAGGCUUCACCAAAUCGCUUGCUGACGAGUUGAGAGGGACUAUUCGUGUCAAUUCAGUGUUGCCAGCGUUGGUCAAGGAGACUGAUAUGGGUAAGAAAGCUCCAGCAGGUAACAACUUUCCUGUUAUUCAGAUGGAGGAUGCGGUCAAUAAUACCAUAGAGCUCAUUACGGACGAGUCCUUGAACGGACAAUUACUAAUUGCUGACGGAAAGGGCCACCGUUUCUUAGAACCUGCUUCGUAG